AUGUUUACUAUUGUAUCAGUAUUCCAGUACCAGACUACCCUGGUGGAUGUGUCACAGAUGUCUCCUGCAGCUACAGGGCUUAGUCGGUGGUUGUGGUUAUGGCGGCAUGGCGAUAACAUCAAGUCCAGCUCUGCAGACCUUCCCAGUCAUAACGUUUGGGAACGCGUGGGUUUCAUGCAACAUGCGGAUGAGUAUUAUCAUCUUGCCUGUGCCAUGCUUGAGAGAUGGAAACAUGAUGAGAGCCAGAUCAGAGCGAACUUGGCCGCUUGGGCAACUCCUUUUGAACAAGUACAGGGCUCCCAAAAGUAUGACGAUGGGGAAAUGGUUCAGGUCAAGGCACUCAUUCACGAGAUGGAGAACAUGUCGUACUAG
Molecule: messenger RNA, 372 nt
Organism: Fusarium musae
Lineage: Eukaryota; Fungi; Ascomycota; Sordariomycetes; Hypocreales; Nectriaceae
Exons: 2
Coding region: 1-372 (123 amino acids)
Source: RefSeq, a predicted model, not a curated record